This is a messenger RNA of Symbiodinium necroappetens, 627 nucleotides long. The record is from the annotation of a GenBank genome assembly. NCBI's taxonomy places the organism in Eukaryota, Dinophyceae, Suessiales, Symbiodiniaceae.
AUGAAAGUGGCUGAGGCCUCCAAAGAGGAGGAGAAAGAGGACAAAGAUGGCAAAGAAGCACAAGCGCCUCAUCAAAUCAUCCAAAAGAAGCUGGCAGUUGCUUUAGCAGUGAUGGAACCGGACAAAGUGAGUGGAUCCAUUUCCAGCAUCUACAUUGGGUGGAUUGGUGUGAUUGGAGUACUGAGACUGCAGUUCGCUCGGACUAUAACGCUGGGUGAGGUGAUCGGUGCCAAAGUGUACAAGCCAGUUAGCAAAGCAGAGCCCCUGAUAGAGUCCAUGGUCGCAGAGGAGUAUCAGAAGUGGGUCCCGACGAUAACGCGAUGGAUGUGCAAGUUCAUCGCUAUCAGCCUUGCUUGGUGGAUUCAGAGGGUCAUCUCCGCGGUUCACUCCGCGAUCCGCGGCGGAACCAUCUUUGCGGAGUACCUGGUGGAUUUCCUGCACGAGAAGGGCUAUCUUCAAGUCGAACACAAAGAGACCUACAUCGAUGAGGCGAUUGGCUGGUCGAUUGCUGUGUUGGGCUUCCUGACACAGCUCGCUUUAGGGUUUCAGCUCCCCUUCCUGCUAAACCUGAUCUUGCUUCCUGUUCAGAUCCUGGAAGGCUUUAUCGUUUGGAGCGUCGGCGCUUGA